AUGACUCUGACAGAAGAGACCACGUUUCUGCCCAGUAUGCAAGACAGCAACUCGGACCGGAUGUCUUCCCAUCAUAAAUGGGACAUCAACGACAACACUCUUCCUGUGGUUAACGAAUUUGAUGCGUUCAAAGAAUGGCCGGAUGGCAAUUGUCGGUAUGUGUAUAGUGGGGACGUGGAGGACGGACGGAGACAUGUCAGCGGCUGGGCCAUGCGAAACACUAACAACCACAAUGCUCUUAUCCUCAAGAAAUCCUGCCUGGGAGUGUUUGUGUGUAGUCAUGAUUGCUCUCUUGACAGUGGAGACAAGGUCCAUCUUAGACCCGCAAUAUGUGACAAAGCAAGAAGAAAACAAGUUGGAAAAGCAUGUCCGAAUUCCCGCUGUUCAGGGCGGUUAGAACUGAUGUCCUGUAGGGGUCACUGUGGUUAUCCUGUCACCCAUUUUUGGCGGAACCUUCACGGAGCUAUAUAUUUCCAAGCCAAAGGAAUCCAUGACCAUCCUCAACCAGAGGUCAAAGCCUCAGCAGAAGCCAGGAGACAUAACAAAAUUAUUCGACAACAAGAAAAAUUAAUGAUGAUGAAUAUUUCCGUAAGGAAACGACUGCGUGGUUCCUCUAGCACAGGUGUACACAAAGACAUACACAGAAAGAAAAUAAAAAGUUUUGAUAACAUGUGUUCCUGUUCGCCAUUUGAAUGCACGUGUACUCAUAUCCGCGUGAAUCAAUAUCAGUCCGCCUAUAUGGAUGGUCAGCAGCCGGAUGUCCUUAGACGUUCUAAUUCAUGGACUCCACAGAUAUAUGAAGCAUCGUCAUCACCAUGGCAACGACCUUUCUCACUGGAUACAAAUCACAACCAGCCAGGACUGUAUAAGUCAUGCGACUUACAGGAAAAUCGACCUUAUAUACACGAAGAACAAAAUUUGCUUUCGACACUAUUUCCAUCUAUGUCUAGCCAGUCAAGAAAUUAUUCUGACACUUCCGUCCACAACUCCGCUUUCUGUUCCAAGUCUGGUUCUGUAAACUUUUUGCAUAGAUUCGGUUCGCGUGGUAUCCCAAUGCCUGAGAUUUUGUACCCUGUUUCUAGUUUACCUGUUGAUCCUCAAGAUAGACCCGACUUUCGAUCUUCGCGACCCAUUGAUCGAUAUGGCGAAAAGGACCCAUUUGGGUUUCUAUACGAAUCUGACACGGACAAGGGUGUCGAUAAUCCUACUUCUGUUAGAGUGAAAGCUGAGCCUGGGUGCGAUGAUUCAUCAACUAAUCUGAUCGGACAAAAACAAGGUAAAGAUGCUCAAUAUCUUUCAAAUGUCAUAGGAAGUUCUCUUCACGACACCACCACAAAUAAACUAUGUGACGACUUUGUAAAUAUUGAUGUGUUAGAUCACAGCUCACAGCUUUCUACGUAUCCUGAUACAACUGAAUCGGAUGUGUUUCAGUCCUUUGUACCCCGGUUCUCUUCCGACAUCCCUAACAUGCCCCCUAGCACAACUGGACAAUGUCAGAUGGUAACUUCUUCCACACCACAGUACGUCGAACUCAAACCGAUGAAACGGAACAACGACUCGCGACAUCGACGGCCUUCGGACGGUAUUCAGACUCCUUUAAGUUAUAGUGCUAAACAAUCAGAUCAUUCUAGUCAGAAACAAUCCGACUCUACUUACCAAUCCAGUGUGUUCAAUGAAUGCUUGCCUUUUGGAGAUGUUUCUUCCCAUUCUGCAGGUGUAGCUCAGAGAUCUCUUCCGAGCAGGUGUGACCUGCCCACAGGGUCCACCCGGCCCUACGGGAACGAGGGCCACUGUGGACACUAUCACAACGAUAUGUAUCAAUGUCCUUCGAGUAAUUGUUCACAAAUGAAACAACAAUUAUGUAAUCAUAGCAUUAACAUAACACUCACCUAUAAUUGA
Ylistrum balloti is the source of this 1899-nucleotide messenger RNA. RefSeq lists its product as uncharacterized. Gene Ontology annotation, biological process: regulation of transcription by RNA polymerase II; gliogenesis. The transcript has 5 exons. Gene Ontology annotation, cellular component: nucleus. The coding region runs from base 1 to 1899 and encodes 632 amino acids. Gene Ontology annotation, molecular function: RNA polymerase II cis-regulatory region sequence-specific DNA binding; DNA-binding transcription activator activity, RNA polymerase II-specific. Lineage: Eukaryota; Metazoa; Mollusca; Bivalvia; Pectinida; Pectinidae. The record is from RefSeq and is a predicted model, not a curated record.